GUCGAGGGAGCCCGCCUCCCUCUCCCUACUAACUAUGCCGCUCCGACCUCCGACCUCACCUCGAAUCUCCUGUCUAACUCUUUCCCGCCCCAUCCGCCCCUCGAGCUUGACCUCUUCCGCCCUCCAGCCUCUGGGCAAGGGAGCCCUCAAAGCACUCCCAGAUCUUGCCAGGCCAGGCGAGACUCUGGGCCUGUGUUCCUGCCCUCCGGUCUUGGCCUCCAGAACGUGUGCACCAAUCUGGGGGCGCAGCCUGAUGCUGGUGUACGAGCUGCGUUCUCGUCAUCAGCCGCCCUCGAAGAAGAACAGCACAAUUGCAUAAGCAUGAUUUUUCUGAGGUGCGCGGAUGGCAGAUGUCUUGGGUCGGCGCCGCCUUUGGGGCGCGCGUCCAAGAAAUCCGCGCGGACCUAGGAUAUUUUGUGUUCAUGGUGCCUCUCUUCCUCCGUCAACCUUCCCAGCCGUCCGCGGACGCACCCCGCAGGAUCGGGGCGGCAAUGGCUGCUGCUGUGGGUUUCCCUCCGUUCUGAACGGCACGGCGGUUCUCCACCCUGUCCCCGACAACGCUCGGUCUGCGGCGCACGCUUGUGCGCGCCUGCAUCUCGAGCACGUUUGCGUCCCUAGCACGUUGGAAUUCGAGUGGCAGGGCGGGUGCGGGCCGCCCCUGUAUUGGAGCUACGGCGGGAGGCCACGCUGCCCCGUGACCCCCGUGCUGCUGCUGCCUCUUCUCCUCUUGUCGCUGUUGCUGAUGGAAGGAUUCGCCAGUUUCCGAAGAAGGAGCCACGCCAUAAACAUGAGCUGUUGGCGCUCCGCGCGGAUUUCUUGGAUCCGUGCUGGGGCCCCCCAACGGCGCCUCUGGCGCGGCCCCUAGCGCGCGCCGGUGCGCCAGGGAAGGUGGUCCAGCGCAGAUGUCCGCGCGGGCGUCGCGGUCCCCAGCGCGGGGGCGGCCUCGAUCCUAGCAGAUAGGUAGUGUGUUUCGCAACUCAACACCUCGCUGCGUGCCGGGUGCGCGGCGGCGGAAUGCCCAACGGCCGCGCAUUGCUUGGACUGUCGCUUUCCCGACUAACCAACCGAAUAUGCCCAGAGUGGUAUCAAUAGGAUGUGCGCCCGUUUCACCAGAGAAUUGUUUCAAAUGUGGUCUUGUCUCAGAUGCAUGCAGCUUCGCGCGUGCUGCAUCCUGCUUUCGUACAGGGCGCCGCGUGUUUCCUGCUGCUGUCCUUCUCUUCUCUUUAGGUCUGCCUUGAAUAUAGCUAUGAAUCGCCGCCGCAGCCAUCUGAGCGACAUAGACAAUUCAGGCCCUUCGCGCGGACAUUGGCACAAAGGCUUCCUGUUCCUGUAUGUUGGCGCCACUGUCUCCACACGGUGUGCCACGUGGGCGUCUUGCGGUACGCGGCCGCGGAAGGUUGCCGUACCCCCCCCCUUUGCGUGGGAGGCCUUGGUUCGGCGGCGUGUCGAUGGGGACGGUGAGAGCAGGCGUCGGCCUUCUCAGAAGGCGGCGGGGCUUCUCGGAAGGCCCCCUGUGGCUCCCGAGAAGGCGGAGAAGGCCUCUCCGAGGGCUUCCUGACCCCCCGCGAGCGGGCCCGCCUCUGCUGCCUUCCCUCCCAGGCGCGCCGCCGGCCUGUCUCUGUCGCUCUCGUUGUGGGCCUCUGGGCCUGGGCUCUCCCGCCUCGGACCGCCUGCUCUUAGGAUCGCGCCCGGGUCCGGCGAAGCCCUCUGCCGCGUGGACGACUGCGGGCCCGCUCGGCCCGUCGAGGCCAGGGCAUCCAUCCGCUCGGCUCCUCUGCGCCAGGCGGAGGCCAAGGGGUUGACACC
Prorocentrum cordatum is the source of this 1806-nucleotide messenger RNA. The record is from the annotation of a GenBank genome assembly. Lineage: Eukaryota; Dinophyceae; Prorocentrales; Prorocentraceae.